AUGGAGACUAGAGCCGAGGAAUGGAUAAACGUCGAAAUCAAAUUGGAAAGUAUUGAAUCGGAACGCACAAAGGAGACAUUGAACCAACCUAGCGAAUCAGUUUCAAACAGAGUCGGGUCUCAUGAUCGUUCAAAACAUUCGAAACUGGUCAAUAAUGGUGUAAAAAUUUCAAAACUGCGGAUCUUAUAUUGCGUUCUGUUCCUCAUCUUCUUUUCGUCUAACGUCUCUUAUUAUAUUGGGCCUAGAGUAUCAUCCCCUGCUUUUGCCUCAUACCAAAUUGAGGAGACCUCUGCUACCACCUGGCCAAAUAUCACUUCAACGGUUUUAAGCCUGCUUGAAAAAUUUGUGCCUGAUUCAUCUGACAGACUUGCAGAAUUCUUCCCGAAUGUGACAGCUGGUGACUCAAGAUAUCAAUGGUACUACGACAAAUUGUGCUUGAACAAGACAUGUGUGAAGCCCGACAUAUGGGACGGGAACAUAUUUAUUGCUUUAAUGGCAUUGAAGGCAGCACAAGAAGGAAAAGUCGACGAUUUGCAGAAGUACUUUUCAAAGUUUACACACAUCUUUUCGGGAGUACGUAAAGAAGCUGAGGACAAGAUUAAGGAGUUCGAACGCUAUCACAGAGACUAUGAUGCCUCAGCUGCUCGAUUAAUCAAAGGAAUGGAACCACCAACGGGAGCUACUAGGCCUCUCGUCGAGAUCGGCUUUUGGUUCUUUGAUGCCAUAGUAUUGUUGAUGUUCAUAUUCAGCUAUAUUGCUGCGAGGGCUGAUGAUGUUGCAUUGCUCACCGUAAUAUGCAUCGUUUGUCUGAUAAUUUCAACCAUAUUCACUUGCCCUGGGAUUGUUAAACCACCUUAUCCAGGUGUACUAGAGGAGAACGCCAUCGGGAUAAAGCAAGGUGGUCUCGUGAUUAAAUUCAUCAUCCUUGUGGUUUUGCAAUUGAUUUUCAUAUUUUCAUCGAUUGUGUAUGCAUAA
Messenger RNA from Candidozyma auris, 975 nucleotides. RefSeq lists its product as uncharacterized. NCBI's taxonomy places the organism in Eukaryota, Fungi, Ascomycota, Pichiomycetes, Serinales, Metschnikowiaceae. The record is from RefSeq and is a predicted model, not a curated record. Bases 1 to 975 code for a protein of 324 amino acids. The transcript has a single exon.